Messenger RNA from Heterocephalus glaber (naked mole-rat), 2466 nucleotides. NCBI's taxonomy places the organism in Eukaryota, Metazoa, Chordata, Mammalia, Rodentia, Bathyergidae. The record is from RefSeq and is a predicted model, not a curated record.
AGCUUUGACCUCUGCCCCCUUCCUGGUACAGAAUCAGCCAUUCUUCCUCUCAGCAAUGGACACAUGGUUUCAUCCUGAAACCAGCCAACUGACCGCCCACCCUGAGAAGCAAAUUCGAGUCUCAAAUGUGAGAGUUAAGUAUUUGAGAAAAUUGCUCUGAUUCUCAUUAUGACCACCAGGAACAAAAUGCACUUGGUGAGCACAGUUAAAAGAGAUGAGACUACUCAGAGCCCUUUUCCCUUGAUUUCUGGCAAACAGAAGCCCCCAGCAAUCUUUACCAAGGAGAGGUGAUGGUAUGAAAAUGAUAGCUACUUCUCCUUUCUCAUGACUCGUUCCCCAGCACCAGCUCCUCCUUGAAGCAACCCUAAGAUCUAUGUUAGAAAAAAGCAUGUUACUGAUGUGAUUAGCUGAACUGACCUGAGUUCUCUGUAAAAAAGCCUCCAUGAACCCCCAAUUCUUUUCACUGUUCCUCCGUUUUAUAGACAGGGACACUGAGGCUCAGAGAGGCUAAAUAACUUAACACAAAGUCACACAUGUAGGGCGAAGAAGGUCAGAUAGAGGACUUGAACAGCCAGUUUAACCACCAAGACAACACUUGGUUGAUUCUGAGACUCUGAAAGGCUUGCCCAGACUCUCACAGACAGUAAAUGAGGGGUAUCAGUUAGGUAAGCUAGGCUUAGCUGCCAUAGUGAACAAACCCAAAUCUCAGCAGCUUAAUGCCCCCAGAAGCUGGUUUCGUGCUCAGCCUACACAUCCAGCACAGGACCACUCCUCAUUAUAGCCACAUGGGGAACCAGACUGAUAGAGGAUCCAUCUCAACCCAGGCUUCCGUCAUCAACAAGGCAGAACAAACAGUCUUCAGGACUGACUCACAAAGCAUCCACCCAAAGCUCCCCAUGUCACUUGCACUUGUGUAUUUUUGAACAAAGCAAGUCACAGAGCUACACCUGACUCCAGGGAACAGGAAAGACGUGGGAGGACUAUUUGGUGAAUGCCACUAACGAUUUCCCCACCUGGCCCGGGGGGAAGGAACACCAGCUUCCUCUGCCUUUCACCAUGAGGGACCCAGGUGGAAGCAAGAGCUCAAUAAAAAAAGUCAAUAAGGACAAGUCCAGGGAACAGAGGUGGGAGCACUUCAUCACAGCAUCCAAGACCAUGAAAUUCAAACUUCCUGUGAUUCGAAACACCAUCCACAAGCCAAGCUGGCGAGGCUCCACACUCAGUCUGUCUCGGACCAGCGGGGGGUCCUCCCCCCAGAGCAGCAUGAUCUCUGUGAAUCCUGGCUCAGAGGAGCCCCAGAGCUUGAUCACCCAGGAGACCAGCAGCAAAGACAUUGAGGAUAACGAGUCCUCUUCGACCAAGCUGGAUGAAGAGCCUCUUCAUGUCUAUCUGCAGAAGCUCCUGGAAAUGGUUCGGGAAGAUGCCCGUAGGACAGUUACGAUGGAAAAUGAGAUACAAAGAAAAGCUCCCAGCCUCCUGUCCAUGCUCACCCAGCACAAGAGUGAUUCUACCCUGAAGGAGGGUCAGGCCACCCACAAGUCAAGUGAGAAAUCCAGCACUACAAGUGGAGAAAGCCACACCCCAACAGCGCAGAAGAAGACGAAAGGCCAUGCUAACCAUGACAUUGUCCAGUACAAGAGCGGGAUCUGUGGCAUCAUGAGGGCCAAGUUCUACAGCAUAGCCCAGGAAGCUGGCUUCUGCUUGCAGGACAAGAUGGAAAUCCUCUCGAAGCACCAAGAAGAGAGAAGUCUCCAGAAGUUCCGUUCUUUUGGCCUUGUCUCAAAUUUUCAAAAUGAUAUAGCAAAGAUGAGACAACAAAUCUCUGUAGUUAAAGGAGAUGCAGAAGAAACUGCCGACCACUGGUACCUUGAUUUGUUGUCCAAACUCCCUGAGGAUCUGAAGAACUACCGCCCCGCCAAAAAGAUCCUAAUCAAACUCCAGAAGUUUGGGGAGAACCUUGACCUGAGUGUCCGGCCCCAUGUUCUCCUGAAGGUGCUGCAGGAUCUGAGGGUCUGGGAACUGUGCUCCCCAGAUGUUGCUGUGGCUAUUGAGUUUGUGCGAGAACACAUCAUUCAUAUGCCUCGUGAGGAUUACAUCACCUGGCUGCAAAGCCAGAUCAGUAUGGCCGUCUGACCCCACAGUACCCUGACGUAGUCUGGGCCUGGUCAACCAGCUGUCCCAGUGGAGGAGGGCACGCCAACAGCACAUUCUGUGUCCCACCUGUGUUCUUGCUUCCUGCCUGCUCUUCUGGAUACUUGUUAUGAUACAGUAAGAUCAACUGGAGACUGACUCCUGGAAACACUCUAGAGACAGACUCCCAAGUGGUCCUCCCCUCAACCCCCACCCUUCCCUCAGUCUCCAAGUCUCUGCUCAUUGCUCCAGCCUGACUCUACCUACUUCUCCAGAUUCCUUCACCCCAUUCCUUUUCCACACAUUGUGGAUAAUAAAAUUGAGAUGAAUGUUUAA